UUUUUGAACUAACAAACCAUAGUCUAACUGUGAGUGUAAGAGACAACAAAUCAAAAUGGUUCAAAUCGCCGGAAAAUACAGCCUCAAAAAGAACGAGAACUUCGUCCCUUACCUUGUUGCUUUGGGAAUUGAGGAGGAGAAGGCCAAAGUUGCCGACGGUUUACAGAAUGUAGAAAUCGAAGUGAUCAUUGACGGCAAUAAUAUUACCAUCAACAGCAACUCCGGAAUUGGUAACUCUUCAUCGAAAUUCAUUGUCGGCCAAGAAGUAGACGAUCCAAUGCCACUGGGCAUCACCCUAAAGAGCACUGCCAAAUUGGAAUCUGACGCUAUAAUCGUUGACUCUAAAGGUCCUGACGGCAGCACUGGACAGAGAAUCUACAAAUUCACUGACGCUGGACUCACUAUUACUUACACCUCAUCCAAAGGACCUGAAGCCAAGAGGAUUUAUAAGAGGCUGUAAUUUUUUAAAAACACAUUUUUAUAUUUUGUUCAUACAUAUAUCAAUAAAAAAAAUAGCAGAGAUUAAUUAAUUUGUUUUAUCAA
Aethina tumida (small hive beetle) is the source of this 543-nucleotide messenger RNA. Its product is annotated as fatty acid-binding protein, liver-like. Lineage: Eukaryota; Metazoa; Arthropoda; Insecta; Coleoptera; Nitidulidae. The record is from RefSeq and is a predicted model, not a curated record. Gene Ontology annotation, biological process: fatty acid transport. The transcript is spliced from 4 exons. Bases 56 to 460 code for a protein of 134 amino acids. Gene Ontology annotation, cellular component: nucleus; cytosol. Gene Ontology annotation, molecular function: fatty acid binding.